AUGCCCGCCCGACUGGCCCCCGACGCCCUGCGCCCUACGGCCCUCACCCUUCCCGCACCCUGUGCUGCACGCUCUCCCCGGCCUGGCCCGCGCGCUACGUUUCUCGGCCUGCUGGGCCCUGGACCAGCUGCUGGGCUGCUGGGCGCCGGCCGCACGCCCGAGCGACCAGAUCUGGCUGAGCGCCGCAGCGGGCGCCGGAGCGGCUCUGUCGCUGCUGCUGCUUGUCGGCCUGCCUGUGGCACUGCCGGACCUGCUGCUGCAAGCCUGGCGCCGUCCCUUCUGCUACCAGCCCCCUCCGCAGUGCUGGGCGCCCCCCACGCCCUGGCGCCCCCCCCAAUUGAGCCCGCGCGCAGCUUCAGCUUCUUCGGCGUCAACCUGUGCCUGCUCCCCGACCGGCUGGCGCACAACCAGCGGCGGGCCGAGACCGUGGGCCCCGUGCUGCUCGCCGGCCUGCGGCAUUCGCCCUAUGGGGCUACCGGCUGCAGUUGGCCAGUGCAGGGGUGCCGUGUCCGCCCACCGGCCGCGGCGAUCCGGAACCGGGAAGGGGGCGGGGCAUGGGGUCGAACGCGCGAAGGUCCCCAAGCGCAGCUGGGCAUCCCGGACGGGCGCCACAUCGUGGGCUUCCUGCACUGCACGCAUUUGCAUUCGCCGAGCGAGGACGGGCUCCUGCGCCGCACACAGCUGACGCUGUUGCUGGACUGGGCCGAGCUGUCCGAGGUUGAGAGCCGCCAAAGUGACGAGGCCGUGGCCUUCAGUGUGCGCCUGGGUGACCACAACUUCGACAACUGCGCGCUUAGGAACGCUGCUGAGAUCCUGCAAUCUCCGCCACUCCGUGGCCUGCCCCGCGGAGAUGCUGAGGGCCUUGGAAAGGAGGAAGGGCGCCGCCACUCCCUGGCAGGCCCUCCCAGGGGAGGCCGCCCGGCUGAGCACUGGCGGGCCGGCGCCUGGACUACGUCACCUACCGAGGAGGACCCGGAGGCGUUCUGAGCCCAGUACGUGCCAGAGCUCAGGGUGCUGGGCCUGCUGGCGCUGGGGCGACCCCUCAACCUGACUCCUGCCCCCAAGAGGUGGAACGGGUGACAUUCAGCACCGCCCUGGUGGGGCUUACGGACCACCUGGCGGUGGGACUUGCAAGCCCUCCUAAGGCAGGUACGGAGGAGACAGGUGCCAGCACGGGUGGAAAGACAGACAGGGACACAGAACGUGAGCCUGGCCAGCCGCCACUGGAACAGGACGACUUCAGGAAUCUUUAUUGUGCGGGGCCCUCUCUCACACAGUCUCCUGGGCCCUGCGGUACUCAUAGACGCUGCCCCGCUCAGGGAAGGCUAGGGGCUGCAGGAGCGACGCCGGCAGAGGGGCGGGGUCCUCUGGGUCCCCAUAGCCCCCGCCGCCUGGUGUGUGGAGACAGAACACAUCCUGUGGGGCAGAGGGGAGGUUCAGUGUGGGGAUGGGCUCUGCCUGUCUCCUGCCGCCAUCCCAUCCCCGGCGGGGCAGUGCAGCCACAGCAGCCAGCUGGGACCCCAGAGUCUGCAGCCCCCAUCCUUCAGGAGCCAAAUUAAACUCCGUCUCUAGUUAUCUG
Molecule: messenger RNA, 1579 nt
Organism: Globicephala melas (long-finned pilot whale)
Lineage: Eukaryota; Metazoa; Chordata; Mammalia; Artiodactyla; Delphinidae
Source: RefSeq, a predicted model, not a curated record